AUUAAAUUAAAUAGUGAUGCUCCUAUCAUUUUUUGAAUGGCUUGGAGGUUUGAUCGGUCUCCCAGAAGACUAAGCAAGAAUGGUAUUUGGGUUCAUAAUCACAAUACCUUUGGGCUUCCUAUUUAAAACAUUAAAGAGUGCUAAACUAAGAAAAUAUUUUGGUUUGACUAUUGGUUUAUUAUUAUCGUACAUGCUCUACUAAGAGAAACUGAUUAGUGUGAUAAUACAGAAUAUCAUAGUAUAUGAAAUGACCAAGCGAAUUACAUUGAAUAAAAUUGGCAUAAAGGCAAAAUGGGUAUUUUAUGAAACCCUCAUUUAUGUUGCAGUACAUCACAUUUACAGACAAUAUACAGAUUAUGGUGGCUGGAAAUUAGAUAUAACGACUAUAUUAAUGAUGAACACUGUAAAAUGGACUUCAUUUGCAUAUAAUUAUGAGGAUGGAUUAAGAAAAGACGAAGAAUUGAAUUCUGAUUAACAAGAAAGAAAACUACAAAAAAUGCCAUCAUAUACAGAUUAUUUUGGAUACAUGUUCUUCUUUUGUGGAUGCCUGGCUGGACCUUCUUUUGACUAUUAUGACUAUGAUAUUUUUGUUAAGAGGACUAACGUAUAUGAGAAAAUUCCAAGUACAUUCUGGGAAACAUUCCGUUUGUUUAGAAAUGCACUGAUAUACAGUUUUUUCAUUGUUGUAGUAUAUCCAAGAUGGUCUUUGGAAUCUUUGAUGUCUGCAGAAUAUGAUGAAGCUUGUUUGCUCUACAAAAUAUUAUGGUUAAAUCUGACCAUCACUUUACAUAGAACCAAAUAUGUUUCAGGAUGGUUAUUCUCAGAAAGUGGAUUGGCUGCUGCUGGUUUUACCUAUAAUGGAAAUUAGGAUGGAAAAGACAAAUGGUUAAGAAUUAGAUCGAUUGACCCUACAAUUGAUUUGACUACAAAUCCAAAGGAUAAAAUAGAAUUGUGGAAUAUUUCUGUUUAAGUUUGGCUUAAAAAGUAUGUUUAUUUGAGAGUGUAUCCUGAAUCAGUUUUAAAAUCAAGUCCAGCCAAAUCCUAAAAGGCUCAAUUAAUAACAUUUGCUGUCUCAGCAUUUUGGCAUGGAUUUUAUCCUGGCUAUUACAUUUCUUUUUUCCAUUGGAAUUUAAUUGGAAUGAUCAAUAAAUAUAUCCAUAAGCUAGGAUAGAAUACUAAUGUGUUAAAGAUAUGGGAUUCAAAUAUCUUAUUCAAAUGUGUAAGAUUCUACUUUGUUAAUUCUCUAUUCAAUUGUUUUGGGGUUGGAUUUUAAUUGAUGAAUGUAAGAGACAAUUUAAGAUUUUAUGGAUCAGUAUAUUACAUAUUUAAUUUAACAACUUAUAUUUUGUUUGCAUUUUUCACAGUAACUUAAUUUGGCUAAAAACCAAGAAAGAAGUAAUGA
Molecule: messenger RNA, 1402 nt
Organism: Paramecium tetraurelia
Lineage: Eukaryota; Ciliophora; Oligohymenophorea; Peniculida; Parameciidae
Exons: 5
Biological process (GO): lipid modification
Cellular component (GO): membrane
Molecular function (GO): acyltransferase activity
Source: RefSeq, a predicted model, not a curated record